CUUUAACAAUAAACAACCACCAAAAAACCAACCCCUCAUUACCUCAACCGCAACAAUGGCUGCCACCAACGAAUACUCCCUUCUCUGCUUGGAGAACCCCCUCCUUGACAUCCAAGCUACCGGAGACCAAGCUCUCCUUGACAAGUAUGGCCUGAAGGAGAACGAUGCUAUUCUCGCCGAGGAGAAGCAUCUCGGACUCUACGAGGACCUCCUCACCAACUUCGAUGCCAAGCUCAUCGCUGGCGGCGCAGCCCAGAACACUGCCCGUGGCGCACAAUACAUCCUCCCCGAGAAGUCGGUUGUCUACAUUGGCUGUGUCGGUAACGACAAGUACGCCGCUACUCUCCAAGAGGCCAACAGGCAGGCCGGUCUCCGUGUUGAGUACCGCGUCGAUGCUGAGCACCCAACCGGACGUUGCGGUGUCAUCAUCACCGGACACAACCGCAGCAUGUGCACCGACCUUGCUGCUGCCAACCACUACAAGAUUGACCACUUGAAGCAGCCCGAGAUCUGGAGCUUGGUUGAGAAGGCCAAGACCAUCUACGUCGGCGGUUACCACUUCACCGUUUGCCCCGAGGCCAUCCAGGCCGUCGCCGAGGAGUCCGCCAAGGACAACAAGACCUUCGUCGUCUCCCUCUCCGCCCCAUUCAUCUGCCAGUUCUUCAAGGAGCCCCUUGACAAGAGCGCCCCAUACUGGGAUGUUGUCAUCGGUAACGAGGGCGAGGCUUUGGCUUACGCCGAGAGCCACGGUCUCAAGACCACUGACAUUGCUGAGAUCGCCCAGCACUUGGCCGACUUGCCAAAGGAGAACACCAAGAGGGAGAGACUUGCUAUCAUCACCCAGGGUACCCUCCCAACUAUCGUCGCUACCCAGGGCAAGGGCACCAAGUCUUACCCAGUUCACGCCAUUGACCCCAAGGCUAUCUGCGACACCAACGGUGCCGGUGAUGCCUUCGCCGGUGGCUUCGUUGCUGGUCUUGUUCAGAACAAGUCUGUCGAGGAGAGCGUCGACAUGGGCCAGUGGUUGGCCCGCCUUGGUAUCCAAGAGCUUGGACCUUCAUACCCAUUCCCCAAGCAGACCUACACUCGUUCUGCCUAGAUUAGUCCAUUCAUUCCUUUCACAGUAAAUGCGGCGUUAAAGAAGGGCGGGCCAUGGAUUUCAACACCGGGGGGCGCCUUCGGCGUAGAGCGCAUAUGAUGAUGCCAUGAAUAGUUAUGAUCCUCCACGAUCAGGCAUAGCCAGGUACAGAAAAAGUCAGCUAUAUAGAAUAAGACAGAUGUCAAUCUGACUCUUGGAUUUCUAUGAACGCAUAUUGGCAGUGACUCGUUACCGAAG
Pseudogymnoascus verrucosus is the source of this 1336-nucleotide messenger RNA. It is a transcript of the gene ADO1, whose product is annotated as adenosine kinase. The record is from RefSeq and is a predicted model, not a curated record. The coding region runs from base 56 to 1099 and encodes 347 amino acids. Gene Ontology annotation, cellular component: nucleus; cytosol. NCBI's taxonomy places the organism in Eukaryota, Fungi, Ascomycota, Leotiomycetes, Thelebolales, Thelebolaceae. Gene Ontology annotation, biological process: purine ribonucleoside salvage. The transcript has 3 exons. Gene Ontology annotation, molecular function: adenosine kinase activity.